Molecule: messenger RNA, 800 nt
Organism: Pygocentrus nattereri (red-bellied piranha)
Lineage: Eukaryota; Metazoa; Chordata; Actinopteri; Characiformes; Serrasalmidae
Exons: 6
Coding region: 62-607 (181 amino acids)
Molecular function (GO): small molecule binding
Source: RefSeq, a predicted model, not a curated record
CUCGGACACAACUCACCCUCAUUCUCCUCACACUGACUCCGAGACUCGCUCCGCAGUAGCCAUGCCGACUACCAUGCUGGGAAUGCUGGGAGUUCUCCUGUGUGUUCUGGCCGUGAGGGCCGACGUGAUGCCUCAGGCCGACUUCGACCUGCAGAAGGUCGGAGGGACGUGGUACCUGGUCGGCUUCGCCACCAACGCAGACUGGUUUGUGAGCCGUAAAGCAGACAUGAAGAUGGGGACGGUUACUCUGACCCCACAGUCCAACGGUGACCUGGAGAUGGACUACUCCAGCCUCAAGCCUGACGGCAGCUGCUGGACGAUGAACCAUCUGGCCAAAAAGACGGACAUUCCUGGGAAAUUCACGUUCAGCAGCCAGCGCUGGGCCAACGAGAAUGACAUGCGUAUGGUGGAGGUGAAGUACGACGAAUACUCCCUCGUUCACACCAUCAAGACCAAGGCUGGCUCCUCCUACAUCCUCAACAAGCUCUACAGCCGCACUCAGGAUCCGAGUCAGGCUGUUCUAGAUAAGUUCACCAAGUUCUCUCUGGAGCAGGGCAUCCUGCCCGAGAACAUCGCCAUCCUGCCCAAGAACGGACCGUGCUCCUAAACCGCUGACGCUCACUCCAGAUCAACGGCUCUGAAAGGUUCUGCUGAAGCUGGAACGUCUUCUUCAUCUUCAUCUUCAUCGUUAUGAUUAUUAUCUCUGCUGCUUCUUCUUCUUUCGGCCCUCCACUGGCUGUGACUGUGCGCUGCUCCUGUUUGCUCUAAUAAACUCAGUGACGUUCACUCCUCACUCUUCA